Molecule: messenger RNA, 1543 nt
Organism: Plutella xylostella (diamondback moth)
Lineage: Eukaryota; Metazoa; Arthropoda; Insecta; Lepidoptera; Plutellidae
Source: RefSeq, a predicted model, not a curated record
AGUGACCGCACGGCUGCGAAUGAGAGACAUUCGGGUUUCGUAAUCAAGCAAAGUUUAAUAAGUGACUAGCAAAUCGUUUGGAUAAAUAUUCCGUUCACCUAAACGAACUUUAAAUUGGUUUGGUUGAAUGAAGGAGCGGUAAAAGUGAAUUGGAUUUUGUAUUGAGAUAAUUGGUGCACAAAUGAUGAAAAAUUGUAUUAAGAAUGUCUACUACGUCAUCGUACUCACAUUAUGCAUAGACGGAGGCGACGGUCGAUGGAAGAAAUCAAGCAGAGAAAAACUUGAGCGUGACAUUUCGAUAUUCAGAAAAAUAUCUGAAAAUAUUGAACGUGAAAUUGACGACUUCUACGAUGAUGACUACAAAGGACUCGACGAUAAAUUUUACGAUGACACACACGUUGAGUUGGAAACUGGAACAUCAAAGAAAUUCUAUAACGAACUGAUAUUGGAGCCGACGCGACAUUCCCUUUCCAAUGUAUCGAGUGUAACAAAACAAUACAACAAAAACGAGUACCCUCACACAGAGUAUGCAGAAAAAGUCAGAGCUUUUUCAUCAUUUUCCUUUGUUCCUUUAACCGACAGAGAGAAUACUAUCGAUGAAGCGACCACGCGCGACUCUACGUGGCCGAAAUUCGAAGACAUGCUUCUAUCCAUCGGAAAAAAGUAUGAUUGGAAAAACGACCGCUGGAUCAAAGUUAGAGAAAAGGCGAAAAAAGGAUCGGAAAAACAAAACAUUAGUAGAAAUAGGAUCGAUUUCCUUUCAAAGCAUAAAUUUAAUUAUAGGUUUAUUAAACUGAAUAGGAGUAAGUCAAAGAGAAACGUGAUACUGGCCGUGAAAGCCGUGAGAUAAGGGUUUCGGUGAAGCUAAUUGUUGACGGGACCAAUAUCCGAGAUCUCGGCGGAGUCGGUACAUAGAGACGCCUGUUCACCACUUAUAUUUCUGCCUACAUUCAUUGUCUUGUCAUCGCCUAUAGCUUGAAUUUAAUUGAUGUUUAUUUUGUUGUUUCUGCAAGACCGGCCAUUCCUGGUACUCGUGAUUGUAGAUUUAAUGCCGUUUCUCUGAAGCUUGUAUAGGAAAUAUAUGAAUUUUAAAUCAACAUCUGAAUGCAGUUUAAUUUAUUUUAAAUAUUUAUGUAAAUAAAAUGUUUUCUCCAUCCUGUUGAAUUAGUUCCGUGUGGAUUCAAUGAGCUCAGAAAAUAUGAAAGAGAUGAAUAAAAAGGUAUGCUUUUUAUUUAUUUUACCAUAAUAACACCCAGACCCCGUAGGAAAGAUUGAAAACAAUUUUUCAUCGGAAGCUAUCUAUUAUAAUUUGGCCCUUGAAGUUUCAUAUUUCCUUAUCCUCUUCCGUGUCAGUUUUGAGAGUGGGAGGAUCGAAGUAAGAUGGUUUGUGUGCAGGGUAAUUUAUCAUAGCCUCUUGUUUGUUUCUCGCAGCGAUACACCGCAGGUAUAAGCAAUUUCGCAGGUGAUUUGUUGCCAACAUCUGUUCCUUCAAGCCACACCUGUGAAUGUGAACCUGGGACUGUACCGUAAGUUGAGUUUGAUU